Messenger RNA from Dovyalis caffra, 1539 nucleotides. The record is from the annotation of a GenBank genome assembly. NCBI's taxonomy places the organism in Eukaryota, Viridiplantae, Streptophyta, Magnoliopsida, Malpighiales, Salicaceae.
AUGAAAAACUACAAACAUUUUGGAACCAAGGCGCAGAACCCACCAAGUCCACCAGCUCUACCUAUCAUUGGCCACCUCCACUUACUAGGCUCAGUUUUCUCCAAGUCCUUGCAUAACCUAGCUCAUAAGUACGGUCCGAUUAUUCAACUCCAUUUGGGUGCAUCAAGAUGCUAUGUCGUUUCGGAUGCCGUGAUUGCCAGAGAAAUCUUGAAAACCAAUGAGCUGAAUUUCAUUUCACGUCCAGAAUUUGAUUGCUCGGAUAACAACAUAUAUAGGGGGUCUGGUUUUGUCACUGCACCAUACGACACGUACUGGCGGUUCAUGAAGAAACUAUGCAUGACCAGGCUUCUUGCUACUUCACAGCUUAAUCAGCUUGUGCAUGUAAGGGAGGAAGAGAUUAUGAAACUUGUGGAGUCAUUAAUUAAUUUUUCAAGGGAAGGAAGGUCUUGUAAUUUAAAGCAAGAGUUCAUGACCAUGACAAAUAGUGUGAUUUGUCGAAUGGCUAUGAGCACCAGAUGCUUAGAGGAUGCUAAUGAAGCUAAGGAGGUGAAGGAAUUGGUUGAUCAAAUUGUGGUGCUUGGAGGAAAGUUAAGUGCAGGUAAUAUUUUAGGUCCUUUGGCAAAACUUGACUUAUUUGGACAUGGAAGACAGCUUCGAAAUGCACUUGAGAAAUUCGAUCAGUUAGUCGAAAAGAUCAUCAAGGAGCAUGAAGAUCAGAAGGAGACGAAAGGCAUGGAAGGAUCAGAAGGGAGGGAUUUGAUGGAUAUUCUAUUAGAAAUAUCUAGAGACUCGAAUGUUGAAAUGAACUUGACUAGAAAGAAGAUCAAGGCUUUCUUCCUAGACAUUAUCAUGGCUGGCACUGAUACAUCGGCACUCACCGUGCAAUGGAUCUUGGCAGAGCUAAUCAACCAUCCGAAAGUUUUCAUCAAAUUGAGGGAAGAAAUUGAUUUAGUGGUCGGGCUGAAAAGGUUAGUCAAAGAAUCAGAUAUCUUAAAUCUUCCUUACUUGCAAGCUGUUGUGAAGGAAACACUUAGACUGCACCCUCCAUCACCUAUAAUCCUGAGAGAAGUUGCUGAAGAUUGCAAGAUCAAUGGCUUUGAUUUAAAGGGUAAGAGUAGGAUGCUAAUCAACCUCUACACUAUCCAAAGAGAUCCGAAUUUAUGGACAGAUCCUGAAGAAUUCAACCCGGAGAGAUUUAUGGUUGAUUCUAACAUAAAUCAUUUACAGAAUCAAAUGGAAAUGAAAGGUCAAACGUUCAAUUAUCUCCCAUUUGGGAGUGGGAGGCGAGGAUGUCCUGCCUCAUCACUUGCUUUACUGGUUGUUCAAGCUGCUAUUGGAUCCUUGGUCCAAUUCUUUGAUUGGAAAGUCAUAGGUGAAGGGAAGAUUAAUUUGCAAGAGGGGUCAGGAUUUAGCAUGGGGAUGGCAAACCCGCUUGUGUGCUACCCCAUCACCCGUUUUAAUCCAAUGAGUUUUGAUGAGAUAUGCCGCGGGUAUCAUGAUAACAGUUCAUGCAUGAAGACCGAAAUGAUAUCUACAUGA